AGCAUGGCGGCUUCCGCGGGUUCCUUUUCUGCUGGCGGCUCGGCGGCCUUGCGGAUGCCGCGGUCGCCGCCGCUCAAGGUGCUGGCGGAGCAGCUGCGGCGCGACGUGGAGGGCGUCCCGGGAGCGUGGCGGCUGUCGCGGGCGGCGGCGGACCGCGAGCCGCUGGAGCUGGCGGCCGUGUGGAUGCAGGGCACGGUGGUGGCGGCGGGCGGCGGCGAGGCGCGGCUGCGGGACCCGAGCGGGGCCUUCUCAGUGCGCGGCCUGGAGCGGGUGCCGCGCGGGCGGCCCUGUCUCGCCCCAGGGACGUAUGUGAUGGUAAUGGGAGUGGUUCAGGCCUGCAGCCCUGAGCCCUGCCUACAGGCUGUGAAGAUGACAGAUCUUUCUGAUAAUCCCAUCCAUGAAAGCAUGUGGGAGCUGGAAGUAGAAGACUUACACAGGAAUAUUCCCUAG
Cynocephalus volans (Philippine flying lemur) is the source of this 450-nucleotide messenger RNA. It is a transcript of the gene RMI2, whose product is annotated as RecQ mediated genome instability 2. Gene Ontology annotation, cellular component: cytosol; nuclear speck. Gene Ontology annotation, biological process: negative regulation of double-strand break repair via homologous recombination; maintenance of rDNA; regulation of sister chromatid segregation. Lineage: Eukaryota; Metazoa; Chordata; Mammalia; Dermoptera; Cynocephalidae. The transcript has 2 exons. Bases 4 to 450 code for a protein of 148 amino acids. The record is from RefSeq and is a predicted model, not a curated record.